Messenger RNA from Aspergillus glaucus CBS 516.65, 1447 nucleotides. Its product is annotated as RNA-DNA hybrid ribonuclease. The record is from RefSeq and is a predicted model, not a curated record. The coding region runs from base 357 to 1241 and encodes 294 amino acids. Gene Ontology annotation, molecular function: nucleic acid binding; magnesium ion binding; RNA-DNA hybrid ribonuclease activity. Gene Ontology annotation, biological process: DNA replication, removal of RNA primer. NCBI's taxonomy places the organism in Eukaryota, Fungi, Ascomycota, Eurotiomycetes, Eurotiales, Aspergillaceae. The transcript has 4 exons.
UUCUGCCAACCUCGAAGCUGGAACUUCGGUGGCCCCAUUCGAACAGGCUGAUAUCCUUUUCCCGGCGAAGGAGAGAAAAGAAGGAAAAGGAAAUAGAAAAGAAAAAGGGUGUUCUUCCAGAGCCGAGCUCUCAGGAUUUGCAGAACUCACAAGGCCCCCUGAACUUGCAGGACUUGCAGAACCUGCAGAACCUACAGAAGUUGCAGACUUUGCAGACCUUGCAGACCUUGCAGGAGUUGCAGGAUAUACAGAAGCUGCAGGAUUUACAUUUGCAGAACUUGCAGAACUCGUAUAAAGAAACGACUCUUUCGUUCAUAUCACAGAAGACUGUGGGCUACGCUACCGUCUUGAGUGACAUGAUGGGCACUUCGACAACCACGCCGUCUCCCAGCCCGGCACCUGCGAUGAAACCUUCGCCUGCCGCGUCGGCCGCUGGGACAAAGCGAAAGCGAAACACUCCCGGAAAAUACUAUGCAGUGAAAAAAGGCUAUCAACCGGGAGUAUAUUUUGAAUGGAAUGAUUGCUUGACACAAGUGACGGGGUACAAAGGCGCAGUCUUUCAGGCAUUCUCGACAAUCGAAGAGGCAAGCUCCUUCCUGAGAGGCACAAAAGCGCCGCUUGGCGUUGCUACACGCUCGGACUCGGUACAUACCAGAUUUUACGGGAUUCAGCGCGGGCGUCUGCCAGGUGUCUACACCGACUGGGCUCAGGCACAGGAGCAAAUUCGAGGCUUUCAACGACCAAGCUAUAGGAAGUUUUCGACGCGCACGGAGGCAGAAGAAUUCGUGAAGAUGGGUCAGCAGUCUGGCGCGUCAUUCGCAUCCGACAGCACCAAGACACAGAAGCUUUCUGGAGCCCCUGGGAUGAUGGACGAAAUACCAAAGGACGAACAUGGCGUUCCGUACGAGGCGGCCGAUGGUCCGUUGGGCUUGGACGCCGAGGAUGGAUUCGAUCCCAAUGUGCUUCUGGAUCCGAAAACAGGCAAAGCGGUAUACAGGCUUCCGGAACAGAAGACUGUCACAAAAGUACAGGCAAAGGGACCACCGGGGAUGCUCCGGAUUUACACUGAUGGCAGUUCGCUAGCAAAUGGUCGAGCGGUUGCAUCUGCAGGCGUGGGAGUCUAUUUUGGACCCGGGGACAGCAGAAAUGUCUCAGAGCCUUUGAAGGGUAACCGACAAACCAACCAACGCGCUGAACUGACAGCGAUCCUCCGGACAGCCAGUAUUCAAUCAAAUGCGUAACUGAGUGGUUCCAGAGUUGGCGGCGGAAUAACUGGAUGACGUCGAGCAACAAACCAGUUGAGAACAAGGACCUCGUUGAAUCGAUUCUGGACAAAAUCGAGGAGCGGGAUAAGCUCAGAGUCAAGACAUUCUUCGAGUGGCUAAAAGGACACAACAAUGAUCCAGGGAAUGAAGCUGCUGAUCGUCUUGCUGUCAAUGGAGCUCAG